AUGUCCGCUAGAUCAUCGCAUGAUAUCCAGCAAGACUUGACCAUCUCCGCAAAUGAGGAGAAAAGUGGACCCAGUCAGGCUGCCAACUCUCCCGUUCCUGAACAAUUCCUUCCGCUAGGGAAUGAGAAGGGUGAUGAAGAAGUAGGCCUUGGCCCCGAAGCACAAAAGGAAUUGUCGAAAACCCCGACGAAUGUUAGCCAUGUUGGCGCACUGGCCAGUAGAACCUUGACCCUAGUCCGCACCCGAGAGUCUGGAAGGGACCUGGGACCUCCCCCCGAUGGCGGCUUCAAGGCAUGGUCUCAAGUAGCCUUGGCUCAUUUUGUCAUCUUCAACACCUGGGGCUACAUCAAUAGUUUUGGUGUGUUCCAAACCUACUAUACCGAGACACUAGGUCGCACCCCGUCCGAUAUCUCCUGGGUAGGCAGUAUCCAGAUCUUCUUACUCUUCUUCGUCGGCACCUUCUCUGGACGCGCAACCGACGCCGGAUAUUUCAAAGCCAUUCUGACCGUUGGGGCUGUCCUGGAAUUAUUUUGCAUCUUUAUGACCUCCCUGUGCACGCAGUAUUGGCAGCUGUUCCUGGCUCAGGGCGUUGGUCAGGGCAUCGGUUGUGGACUGAUGUUCUGCCCGACCAUUGCCCUGAUGCCGACUUACUUUACCAAAAACCGAGCGAUUGCGAUCGGAAUCGUGGCCUCGGGCUCUGCCACCGGCGGCCUGGUUUUCCCGGCGGUCGUCAUGCGACUCCUCCCUCAAAUCGGAUAUGGCUGGACCAUGCGGACCCUGGGGUUCAUCUCUUUGGCGACGCUGAUUCCGUGCCUGGUGUUUCUCCAGCAACGACUGCCUCCGCGUCGCAGCGGACCACUCGUCGAGUGGGGGGCGUUCAAAGAGGCGCCCUAUGCUUUGUUCGCCCUGGGGAUGUUCCUCAACUUCUGGGGCCUCUAUGUAGGGUUCUUCUACAUUGGCAGCUUCGCCCGCAACAUCAUCGGGGUUUCCAACUCAACGUCGAUCGACGUCCUUCUAGUCAUGAAUGGUGUUGGUCUGCUGGGCCGGUUGAUUCCCAACCUGAUGGCCGAUCGGUACACGGGACCCUUGAACAUGCUGAUCCCGUUCAGCCUGGUGACAGGAGUGGUCGCGUUCUGCUGGGCUGCGGUUCACACUUACGACGAGAUGUAUGCCUUCAGUGCGUUCUAUGGGCUGGCAGCAGCAGGAAUCCAGUCACUCUUCCCGGCCACCCUGAGCACGCUUACCACGGAUCUGAAGAAGACCGGAGUGAGAAUGGGCAUGGUGCUCAGUGUAGUGGCUGUGGCUGCGCUGAUCGGUACCCCCAUUGCCGGGGCACUGGUCGAUCGGGAUGAUGGGCAAUAUCUGUAUGCGCAGAUGUUCAUGGGCAGUGCGAUUCUAGCGGGGACGCUGACCUUGAUUGCGGCGAGAGUGACGAAGUUGGGGCUGACCUGGCAACGAGCGUAG
Aspergillus luchuensis is the source of this 1464-nucleotide messenger RNA. Its product is annotated as putative MFS monocarboxylate transporter. Gene Ontology annotation, cellular component: fungal-type vacuole membrane. The transcript has a single exon. The record is from RefSeq and is a predicted model, not a curated record. Bases 1 to 1464 code for a protein of 487 amino acids. Lineage: Eukaryota; Fungi; Ascomycota; Eurotiomycetes; Eurotiales; Aspergillaceae. Gene Ontology annotation, biological process: transmembrane transport. Gene Ontology annotation, molecular function: transmembrane transporter activity.